Monascus purpureus is the source of this 297-nucleotide messenger RNA. Lineage: Eukaryota; Fungi; Ascomycota; Eurotiomycetes; Eurotiales; Aspergillaceae. The record is from the annotation of a GenBank genome assembly.
AUGUUGGUCCACCUGGGCUGCCAGAAACCGGACCUCACCAGGUUGCUAGCGCUGGUGGAACCGUUGCCGUGGUGGGCGCGGGUUCUUGCGUUCGGUUGUCUCCACCGCAUCCUCCAAUGCUUCAAUCUCCGCAUCAACAUCCAAUCCCGCCCCAAUGGUGGACGCAUCUUCCUCUAUCCUUGUGCCAACCGAUGGGAUCUGGGUGACCGAGUCGUCGUCCCGGGACCCGUUGCGGUAGCGGCGUGCGAAGUGACCCUCGGAUGGAAAUGGGGAACUCCUGGAGGGCGACCGUGGUAG